AUGGGGAUGCUAACAUUUGGACGUUUUCUCAGUCGCCCUUACCCUCACAAUCCGAACGGCCCUACAAUCUUUUCAUUUCAGCAGAAAUUAAUCAUGGAGGACGCUGGCUACCGCCAAGGAGGGCCGUCCAACAACGCGAUGGGCAAUGAGUCCCCUGUGUUGGAGUCAGCAGCAGGAGAUGGAGCGAGUGUCUUCUCUGAUACAGAGGAACUUGGGGCUCCUACCGAUAAUUCCCUCCCGUCUACACCUGGCAGAUUAUCACGGAAUCCUUCCUUCUCCAAUAGCAGUUCCUAUCAGGAAGACUGGGAGACUUUCCCUCCGUUGGACAAAGUCAGCGUCUUCGAUCUUCUCGACACCUUUUCUCUCACCCAGAGACUUGAGAAAUGGCAACAGACUAUCAAUGCGCAGAAAGAUAAGGUGAAGAAGCAGCGCGAGAAGCUGAAAUCGAGCUCGAUGAAUGCCAAGGAGCGGGUUGUCGGGGAGUGGAAAAGACGCGCCCCCACAGCAGAUGAACAGCUGGAGAAAUACCGUCGUCGCAUGAAGGAUGGAGUGGAGCGCUUGGGGAAGCAGUGGAACAAUACCGCUACAGUUACACUUCGCGAAAAGAUUUCGUUCAUCGCUGGUGUUCUCAAUAUCUUCAUCAGUGGCUAUCUGAUCGGAGCUCAUCCGGAAUAUUUCUAUAUCUGGUUCAGUGCCCAGCUGGUAUACUUCAUGCCGAUUCGAUACUACAGGUACCACAAGAAGGGCUAUCACUACUUCCUGGCUGAUCUCUGCUAUUUCGUCAACUUGCUUUGUUUGCUGAGCAUCUGGGUCUUUCCGCAGUCUAAAAGACUCUUCAUCAGCACAUUUUGCCUUACUUUUGGCAACAAUGCGGUUGCAAUUGCAAUGUGGCGGAAUUCUAUGGUUUUUCACAGCAUGGACAAAGUUGUCAGUCUUUUCAUCCACAUCAUGCCUCCUACAGCCUUACACUGCCUUGUCCACUUGACCUCGGCGGAACGGCUCAAGGAACGGUUCCCGGCAAUUUAUCACAUCAAAUUCAGUGAACCUGGAUCUCCCGAACAUUACUCCCUGCCAUCCAUGAUAUUCUGGGCGACUGUGCCAUACAUAAUCUGGCAGGUGGCUUAUCACCUCUUGAUUACGGUGCGCCGUGCCGAGCAAAUUGCCGCGGGACGCCCAACCAGCUUUACAUGGCUUCGUAAGUCAUAUGCGAAGACCUUGCUCGGAAAGAUUGUUUUGAGCUUGCCUGAGGCAUUGCAGUCGUUUGCAUUUAUGUUGAUCCAAUAUCUCUAUGCCCUGUUUACGAUGAUCCCCUCUCCUAUAUGGCUCUGGUCUCGAUGGGCUAGCGCUGCAUUCUUGUCUGCUCUUUUCAUUUGGAGUAUCUACAAUGGCGCAACGUACUACAUUGACGUCUUUGGCAAGCGAUUCCAGAAGGAACUCGAGGAGCUCAAAAAGGAUGUCGCGCGAUGGCAAUCUUCCCCAGAGGGUGGUGCAACGAGCCCACUGAUGACACCAAAUGGCACUACUUCUUCUGGGGCCCAGAUUUUGGAUGACUCGACAACAGCCCAACAGCUGGACAAGGCAACUCUCGACCGUAUUCCUCCCCUUGAUCACGCCGCGAUUUCGACUGGCGCCCAAGAAGCAACCCCAACCAAUGACUCUGAAGUGCGGGAGAGGAAGUGA
Messenger RNA from Aspergillus wentii DTO 134E9, 1680 nucleotides. RefSeq names its product glycerophosphocholine acyltransferase. The transcript has 2 exons. Gene Ontology annotation, biological process: phosphatidylcholine biosynthetic process. Lineage: Eukaryota; Fungi; Ascomycota; Eurotiomycetes; Eurotiales; Aspergillaceae. Bases 1 to 1680 code for a protein of 559 amino acids. The record is from RefSeq and is a predicted model, not a curated record.